CUCCGUCGCCCCCUUUAUUGGGCCCUAAAGGAAUCCUCGCUCCGGGAUAGAGAGAGAAGCCGGUGAAGACUGAGCAGAGCAAGAAAUAUGUCUGUAGGAAUUGCUGGCGGCCGCCUGGCGGAGGAGCGCAAGUCGUGGCGCAAGGAUCACCCCCAUGGCUUCGUGGCUAAGCCGGAGACUAGAGAAGAUGGUACAGUUAACAUGAUGGUGUGGCAUUGCACUAUCCCUGGAAAGGCUGGGACAAUUUGGGCAGGUGGUCAUUACCCUUUGACAAUGCACUUCAGUGAAGACUACCCAAGCAAACCGCCAAAGUGCAAAUUCCCCGCAGGAUUCUUCCACCCGAAUAUCUAUCCUUCUGGCACAGUUUGUCUAUCCAUCCUUAAUGAAGAUAGUGGUUGGAGACCAGCCAUUACAGUGAAGCAGAUUCUGGUUGGUAUCCAGGAUUUGUUAGAUGAGCCAAAUGCAUCGGAUCCUGCUCAAACGGAAGGAUAUCAUCUCUUCAUUCAGGUAGAUAAUGCAGAGUAUAAACGGAGAGUUCAACUUCAGGCCAAGCAAUACCCCCCACCAGUCUAUUAGAUAUUUCUUGUUUUGCUAUAGGGGUAUAUCUCUGUUAUUUAAGUUAUGUAAUUUCUAAAUUCUAGUUCUCGUGGUCUAUUUCAGUGGAUCAGUCAGUCAAUGUAGCUGGCUCUUACUGAAACUUAUAUAGUAAGUCUUCCUGGUAACUUUUCAUGUGUUGCUAUGGUAUAAAUUGAUGUUUUGAAAUUGAAUGCUGAGUAAGCACAUAACUGCAAACAAGAUUAUUCUCACUUAUGCGUUUCAUGAGAGUAUGACGACCAGACACUUUUAAUACUAGUAUAUAACUGUCCUUUAUAUAAGCCUUAUGGAUUUGAA
Molecule: messenger RNA, 891 nt
Organism: Cuscuta europaea
Lineage: Eukaryota; Viridiplantae; Streptophyta; Magnoliopsida; Solanales; Convolvulaceae
Source: the annotation of a GenBank genome assembly